ACAGGAUUUCCGCUUCUACCGGAAGUCUUAUAUUUGGCCUAAGUGGAGCAGGAGAAAUGGCUGCUUCCAUUGUGUGUGGCUAAGCUAACCUGCUGUUGGAUUGAAUUCUUUUAAUUUAAAGGGUCAGGUGCUUUAAUUAGUAACGGCGUAUUUACGUUUAGCGCAUCAAUGCCUGAGCAAGGACCGAGAAUGAACGGCUUCUCCCUGGGCGAGCUGUGCUGGCUGUUCUGCUGCCCGCCCUGCCCGAGCCGCAUCGCCGCUAAGCUGGCCUUCCUGCCCCCGGAGCCUACGUACUCGGUGCACACAGAUACCGAGGGCGCGUGCAGCCUGCACCUGAGCGAGCGCGCGGAUUGGCAGUACUCCCAGCGCGAGCUGGACGCCGUGGAGGUGUUCGGCACGCGCACGAGCCGCGGUAACCGCGUCCUCUGCAUGUUUGUCCGCUGCGCGCCCAGUAGCCGCUACACGCUGCUCUUCUCGCACGGGAACGCCGUGGACCUCGGGCAGAUGUGCAGCUUCUACAUCGGCCUCGGCUCCCGCAUCAACUGCAACGUCUUCUCCUACGACUACUCCGGGUACGGCGUGAGCACCGGGAAACCGUCCGAGAAGAACCUGUACGCUGACAUCGAGGCGGCCUGGCAGGUGCUCAGGACAAAGUAUGGCGUGACCCCAGAGAACAUCAUCCUGUAUGGUCAGAGUAUCGGUACAGUGCCAACGGUGGACCUGGCGGCACGGUAUGAGUGUGCAGCAGUCAUCCUGCAUUCCCCGCUCAUGUCUGGACUGCGCGUGGCCUUCCCCGACACACGCAAAACCUACUGCUUCGAUGCUUUCCCCAGCAUUGAUAAGGUGUCAAAGGUGGCCUCUCCGGUCCUCGUGAUUCAUGGCACAGAGGACGAGGUGAUCGAUUUCUCGCACGGCCUGGCCAUCUACGAGCGAUGCCCGCGUGCCGUGGAACCGCUGUGGGUGGAGGGCGCCGGGCACAAUGACAUCGAGCUGUAUGCCCAGUACCUGGAGAGACUCAAGCAGUUCAUCUCCUUCGAGCUGGCUACCUCUUGAAAGCACACUGCAGCACACUGUACAACAUCACGGCACACACUGCGAUGAGCUCCUCUCAGCUCUUUACACACCGAGCCGAGGAUCAGAGUCAAGGAUUUGCACUUGCUGACAAAUUCUUUUUAAGUGUAUAUGGUGGUAUUAAGGAAUGGGGCCUUUGUAUUUCUGCAAAGAGGAAACGCCUUUUAUCGAUUUUUAUUUUUGAUUCUUUUAUACUUGAUGAAGAAAAAUUUUAAGUGCACCACAUUACAUAUUUUGUGUGUUUUUGAUUUGUCUAGCUGAAUUUUUGUGUGUGUAAAACCCAACAGGGGAAAGUAAAUAGAUGCACUAUUUGUUGUACUGUUAUGUUCAGUUGACCACUCUUUAUUUUUUUUUUAUUAUUUUUUUUUUUUAAUUCAUUGUUUUGUUUUCAUUAUUUCUAGGCAUUCCAUUGAUCCACUGGAUUCUCUUGACUGGGGUCAAAGAGGAUUUGCUCUCAGAUUUUUUUACAGAGCCAGUCUGUGUGUAUAGUGUUGUUUUUUUUUGUUGUUGUUGUGUUUGGUUUUUUUUGUUGCCAGUAAGUGAAGGAAUACUACCACUGCGAAUGCAUCAAGAUCACAUGACUGAUCAAACCACUACAUUGUUUCUGGCUCUGGAGCAUGGUGCUGUGUGUUACUACAGUAAUCAGGGCAUUGUUUGAGCAUACACACUACAUAAAUAAGGUGUUCAUUUAUGAAAUCUUGGUCUCUGUUUUGGCGCCAGUUCUACAGUAAGCCUUAUGCUCUCAGACGUUUUUGCUGUCUCAUUUCACGGGAGCAGGCUUUUCUCAAGGUUAAUACUAGCUGCUACUCUUCCAAUGAGAAAAAUCACUGUGAGACCGAACUGGCAAAACAAUAAGGGUACAAGGUGAAUUGUAUUGAGCCACAAAUAUCAUCUCACCCACCCAAAAUUCUGCAGCUGCUUCCUCAUUCCUGACAUUAUCUACUGACCCUAAAGGACUAUAACCUCUGAACACAAAGACAAGAGAACACUAAAAGUCCUCAUAUUUCAGUGCUGGCUUUGCAAAUGUUAAUGUAUUCAGGAGUAGCACUGGACACUAGAAGCUACAAUGGUUUAAUUAAUAAGAAGAACUCUUGUUUAUUCGAAGUAGGUGCAAUUACUAUGUUGCAACUUUUUGUGAAGGGUUUUUUUUUUCUUUUCUUUUUUUUGUGCAAAUGGGCUGGACUUAUCAGUGUUCAUCUAUAUAUUGCUGUAAGAUAACACUGCAAUGGCAGACACAUGCGUAACGGGAUGUUUUUGUGUUUCUCCAUGAGGCCUGAAAGAGGUUUGAACCUCGUCCUUUAUCCUCUGGAGUUUUUGAUCGAGACGCAGCCCUAACUGAGCCCCUCUGUUGCUUUUGAUACCGAUGUUUUUAACAAUGUUUUUUCCAGUACUUAUUAAUAUUAUCUUUACACCUCUUUUAAUGCUGGUUUGUAAGAUAACCGUACUGUACACAUCAUCUCUCCUCUCAAUAGAUAUGUAAAACAGGAAACUGUAUUUAGUCUUUUUAAUGAUUUUGACACUGGAAUUGCUGUAUGCAAGUAUAAUGCUGAAAAAAGAAAAUAGUUGGUACAAAAUGUGCUAGUGUAAUUUUUGUUUUCUCAGAUCAAAUGAAAAAGCCUUAAAUGUGCUGUGAGACAGAUUUAUUACUCACUUGAUGUUGGUUGUUGCCUCAGAGCAACCCACUGGAUGUUGUAUUGCUAUAUAAUGGAAUAAAGGAUGCAUGGACUAUUGAACAUACUUUUUUCCUUUUUGUGCAGGUCGCUUAUCUGUAUUUGCUCGUCACUUCAAGACUGAUUUACAGUCAGGUUCAUAAAUAUUCAGACACUUAUUUUAUCUAUUAUUCUAGUUGUCUGGCAGCCUAUAUAGAAGUUGAAAUUAAAUAAUAAAGAUUUAUUAUUUAUAUAAUUUUAUAUUUUUAAGGGGUCAAAAAUUGGUCAAUCAAUCAUAAAUCAAAUUACUUUUAAUAAUUGGUUGCAAAUCCUUAGUUGCAAGUCAGUAAGUCUGGAACCUAUAGUCAUUACCUGACACUGGAUUUCUUACCUGGUGAUCCUCUGCCAGGCUUGUACUGCAGAAGUCUACAAUUGCUGCUUGUUAUUGGGGUAGUUUGCCUUCAGCAACUAAAGUGCAUGCUCAGUUGGAUUCAGGUCAUGUGAUUGACCUGGCCAUUGUGGAACAUUCACGUUUGCCUUAACAAGUCUUGGGUUGCUUUUGAAGCAUGCUUCAGGUCCUUGUCCAUCUGCACUGUGAAGCACCAUCCAAUGAGUUUUGAGGCAUUUGACUGAAUCUGAGCAGAUAAUAUAGCCCUGUACACUUCAGAGUUUAUCCUGCUGCUUUUGUCAAGCAGUCACAUCAAUAAAUACAACUGAACCAGUUCCAUUGGCAGUCAUGCACCGAUCAGCCUUAACAUUAAACCACCUGCCUGAUAUUGUGUAGGUCCCCCUUGUGCCAUCAAAACAGCUCUGUCCUUUUGAAGCAUGGACUGCUGUGGUAUCUGGCACCAGGACGUUAGUAGCAGAUCCUUUGUCCUGUACGUUGCAAAGUGUGGCCUCCAUGUAGCAGACUUUUUAGCGCAGCACAUCCCAAGAUUCUUGAUCGGAUUGAGAUCUGGGGAAUUUGGAGGCCAACUCGACGCCUUGAACUCAGUCGUGCUCCUCAAACCAUUCCUGAACAAUUUUUGAAGUGUGGCAGGGUGCAUUAUCCUGCUGAAAGAGGCCACUGCCAU
Molecule: messenger RNA, 3793 nt
Organism: Ictalurus furcatus (blue catfish)
Lineage: Eukaryota; Metazoa; Chordata; Actinopteri; Siluriformes; Ictaluridae
Gene: abhd17c
Product: abhydrolase domain containing 17C, depalmitoylase
Exons: 4
Coding region: 169-1053 (294 amino acids)
Biological process (GO): protein depalmitoylation
Cellular component (GO): endosome membrane; plasma membrane
Molecular function (GO): palmitoyl-(protein) hydrolase activity
Source: RefSeq, a predicted model, not a curated record